Messenger RNA from Rhopalosiphum maidis (corn leaf aphid), 3120 nucleotides. Its product is annotated as myogenesis-regulating glycosidase. The transcript has 12 exons. Bases 20 to 2539 code for a protein of 839 amino acids. Gene Ontology annotation, molecular function: hydrolase activity, hydrolyzing O-glycosyl compounds; methylglyoxal synthase activity. NCBI's taxonomy places the organism in Eukaryota, Metazoa, Arthropoda, Insecta, Hemiptera, Aphididae. The record is from RefSeq and is a predicted model, not a curated record. Gene Ontology annotation, biological process: methylglyoxal biosynthetic process; carbohydrate metabolic process.
CUCGUAAUUCAUCUACACUAUGGACAGCGCACCGACUCCUUUUCACAUUGGUUCCAGUGAAUCUUCUGGAAAUCUAUCUGAUAACAGUUCUUAUUCAGAAAAAUUCAUCGGAGAACCAGCUGAGUAUGAUCCUCAGCUCACUCCGGAAAGGGUCAGACUUAACGGAUAUGAUUCCAGCGAGACUUUUAGCGACAUGUUGGAAGACGUGGCUGUCAAUUACCGGACGCAUCACAGUACUCAGCCAAGACCUGUAUCACCUGUGAUUCACGUGACUAGGAGGUCUUCAACUGCAUCGCAAUCAGAUUCAGACAAGUAUGGGACUUUAGAUGACACAGAUAUGUCGGUAAACUCACUCACAAGUGUCAACUCAAUAUCGAGUCUGUUGAGGGAAAAACUUUUGAUGAAUAUACAAAAAAUGUCAAAAAACAAAGAAGUACAAGCUGACUACAAGCUGAGGGCGUUUAUUAUAUUUCUGUUCGUGGUGAUAGUCUGCGUUUUGAAAUUCGCUCACGUCUAUUACGACCGUCACGUGCUGCAGAAAGCAUAUUUCAAGUACACGAGAUUCAACAAGGACGACCGUUUCUUGCGAUUGUUCGGUGUCGACGGGCACGAGAUAGCUUUCGGUUACCUCGGCGUGGAUCUGGCGGAGAGGGAAAAGGCUUUCGAUUGCUUGGCAGGUCACCGUACACCUCCAAACGCACAGUGUUUCGAAUGGAUGCAAAAGGCCAGAUUGUAUCUGUCCCACGAGGAAAGACCGGAGGGUCUGAACUGCUACACGGUGGAGUGGUUCAGCCUGACGGAUAAAUACAACCCCAUAGACUGUUACGAGGACGGCGAACAAUACGGCCAUUGGUACGGGGGCGGUAGAACGUUGGGCAUGGCUUGGCCGGUCCAGUUGGGGAGGGUGGAAAUGUCGCCUUUCAUCACCGGACACGUUGGCAGACACCGAUGGGGCAGUGUGCUCGGGCGGUACUUUAUCAAUUCAAAAGGAGUGGCGAUCACGGUGCACUCCAACACGCCACUGCACGUGUCCAUAAACGCCGGUCGCGACAACAGGCUGUGCAUAAAGGCGAGCCACGACGACUUCGCCUACCGCCGAACGGCCGACCUCCCUGUCUUGAACUACACGAUAUGUUCGGCGCGAAAUAUGAAGACACUGCACACGGCACUCUCCGAGAAAAUGCUGUGGGACGGACUGAAAGCAUCGGACACCGAAAUCAUAAACUCACUGCUGACGGAACCCGUUUGGCAACUAGCGCCGCCCAGAAAAGAAUUGCUCAAUGAGUCCACAAUGGUCAACUACACCGAGGACAUCAUAACGUUGGGUUUCAUAAAACAAGGACACGUUUUGUUGAACGAAUUCUGGCAAGCGGAAAUGGGUGAUUUUUCGUUGGACCAAAAGAGAUUUCCUACUAUGAAAGAGACGAUCAACAUAAUCCACAGGAGAGGUUUUCGCAUUGUGGUCACCAUACAACCAUUUAUCAGCACCGAGUCGAGAAAUUUUGCAAAGGCCGUCAAAGAGGGUAUUCUCGUCAGGCAAAUUGGAAAUGAACGUGACGUGCCAGCCCUAACCAGAUACAAAACUGUGCAAAGUGCUGGCAUGUUGGACAUCACCAACAAAAACUGCGGACCAUGGUUACAGCAACAGUUAAAAGAUCUUGUGGAAAAAUAUCAAUUUGAUGCUUUCUACUUAGAUAUGGGCUCCGCUUACGACCUACCCCGUCACUAUUUGUUUGCUGAGAACCUAACAAAUCCGGACUACUAUAAAUCACUCUUUACGCAGACCGUUUCGGACAGCGUAAACGUGUUCGGCGUAUCUUCAGCAAUCAGUCGUCCGCCUGCUCCAAUUUUUGUGUCGUUACUAUCAUUGGCCUCGACUUGGGAUUCGCUUCAAAUUAUUAUACCGACUAUGCUCACAUACGGAAUAGUAGGGUAUCCGUUCCUGCUACCUGGCCCUGUUGGCGGUGACUUUCAAGUUGGAAACGUUUCGUUGCACGCCCUGAUUCCACCAGACAAUCCAUCAAUAGAACUAUUGGAGACACAAACGCUAAAAGAAUGCAAACAACGCGGACAAAACUAUAACGAGAGCCGAGAACUGGUUAUGAGAUGGAUGCAGUUGGCGACGUUUCUGCCAGUAAUUAGGUAUGCAAGGCUACCGAGCGAUUGUGAUCCACAAGUACUCCAAUUAACGAAAAACUUAACUUCACUUCGACAACAAACGAUCAAUCCAUUGUUGAAACGUUAUGUCCAAGAAGCGCUGGAAACUGCGGUACCGUUGAUACGACCGCUGUGGAUGCUGGACCCGUCAGACACGACGUGCUACAUUGUGAAAGACGAGUUUUCCAUAGGCGAAGAAGUUAUCGUAGCGCCCAUACUACGACCGGGAGCCACCGAGCGCGAGGUUUACUUGCCGGCCGGUGUGUGGCAGGACGGGAUCGAAGGUAGCUUAAGAAAAGGGUCCAGAUGGAUACACAACUACAAAAUACCAUUGGACAAAAUCGCGUAUUUCGUGAAGAUGCCGAACAAUACUAGAUUUUAAUUAAAUAUAAUUAAUACUACUAUGAUAUUAUUGUUAGUUGAAAUAUAUUAUAAGUUUUUAGUUAUAAAAUUAAUGUUAGGAUAGUUGAAUCAAGUGGAUUUAAUUAGAGAUUUGGGCAUUAUCUUUUCCUGUAAUUUAUCUUUCUUAUUUAAUACUAAUUUAAUGAUUAGUAAAACAUUUAAAAAUGUUCUAUUGCUCGCUUGUUAGGUGUAACUUGGAGUUUUUAUCAAUGAUAAAGGCGCAAAAUUUGACUAAUAAACUAGUUGACAAUAUCCAGUGUAAGUAUAUUCCUAAAGUCAAUUGCUUUCCGUUUAAAUUUGACUAUUUUCAGUCAUAAGUAGCAGACUCUAUAUAUUCAGCCAUUUUGGGUUAAACAUAAUUUAUCUGAAGUUUUAUUUACUUAUUAUCUUCUUAGUAACAUUAUUGAAUAUUCUGAUUUAUUAAGUAACUUUUGUAUUUGUUUCGGUUAAAAAAUAAAAUUUAUUUUAAUACUUUAAAAAUAAUUCUAGGUACUGAUUCUUUAUUCCUGAGAAUUCUUCUGCUAUGUAAUCAAAUAUGUAAUGACAUCUACAUCUUGUUUA